AUGUCGACUAUGGAGAAAAGAGACGAGGAGCAUAUCGUAUCUCCAUCUGCUAGUGAAGUGCUUUCCGGUGCGGAUAUUCAUAAGGAAGUUAAUGUCUCCGGACAUGUCCCUGUUCUGGAGAAAAAGUUCAACCUACUGAGUGCGUGCGCUACUGGAGUCACGACGGGCAACACAUGGACUGCAUUAGGUGGAGCUAUUGUCGUGGCAUUUUAUAAUGGAGGGCCUCCUGGUAUUAUCUACGAAUUUAUCGCGGCCUCUGUAUUUUAUUGGUUUAUUGCGGCGUCUAUUGCGGAACUUGCUUCUGCUAUACCUGCUUCAGGUGGAGUAUAUCAUUGGGCUACCGUCACCGGCGGACCAAAAUAUGGUCGUAUCUGCGGAUGGUUUGCAGGAUGGCUCAACUUCUUCGCCUGGACGUUUGGCAUAUCAGCCAACUGCAACAUCAUCGCCGGUAUGAUCGUCUAUUCAUGGGGCAUGUUCCACCCAGACUAUGAAGUCGAGAGAUCGCACGUCUUUGCUGCAUACGUUAUCAUUUGCUGGGGAACAUGCUUUGUUGUCAUGUUCGCCAACCGAAUUCUCCCUUGGAUCAAUAGGAUUGGUUCCUUCUUGAUCCUUGGUGGCGUGUUUGUCACCAUUGUUGUGUGCGCCGUGAUGCCGAGCAAGAAUGGUAAAGGCUAUGCUACAAAUAGCUUUGUUUGGGGAGAGUGGCAGAACCUCGAGGGUUACUCAAGUGAUGGCUUCGUCUUCUUGGCUGGUAUGCUUAAUGGUGCUUUUGCGGUGGGUACGCCUGACUGUGUCACUCAUAUUGCGGAAGAGAUCCCCCAAGCCGGGAAGAACCUUCCUAAAGUCAUCCUGUGCCAAGUUGCCAUCGGCUUCUUCACAGCCAUCUUCUACAUGAUUGCCAUACGCCAUCUUCGCCCUCGACUCCAUCUGCCCAUUAGGAGACAUCUAUCGACAAGCAACCGGAUCCGCCGGCGCAGUCUCGGCCUGCUCAUCGUCAUCCUGCUCCCCAUUGUCGCCGCAACAGUCGGCUGCUACAUAGUAGCGGGCCGCACUCUCUACUCCUUGGCCCGAGACGACGCCGCGCCAUUCAUCAACCACCUAGGCGCCAUCAGCCCACGCUUCAAGAGCCCUCUGUACGCAACGUUCGCCUGCGGCAUCAUAUCGACAUGCAUGGGCGCCAUUUACGUCGGCUCCACAGAAGCGUUCAACUCCUUCGUCGGCUCCUUCGUGUUGCUCACUACGACCUCCUUCCUCCUCGCCAUCGGGCCACAUCUUCUGUCCGGCCGCAAGAGCAUCAAACCGGGGCCGUUCUGGAUGGGCCGGUAUGGAUUUGUCGUGAAUGCGAUCUCGUGCAUUUAUAUCGUUGUCUUUAACGUCAUCUAUUGUUUUCCAUAUGCGCUGCCUGUAAAGGCGGAUGAGAUGAACUAUACGAGUGUCAUUACGGUUGGGCUUGCGGUUCUGGUUGCGAUUUGGUGGUUUGUUCAUGGGAGAUCUAAAUAUGUUGGCCCUCAGGUAGUCCUUGAAUGA
Messenger RNA from Lachnellula hyalina, 1527 nucleotides. RefSeq names its product Choline transport protein. The record is from RefSeq and is a predicted model, not a curated record. Gene Ontology annotation, molecular function: transmembrane transporter activity. Gene Ontology annotation, cellular component: membrane. The coding region runs from base 1 to 1527 and encodes 508 amino acids. The transcript is spliced from 6 exons. Lineage: Eukaryota; Fungi; Ascomycota; Leotiomycetes; Helotiales; Lachnaceae. Gene Ontology annotation, biological process: transmembrane transport; amino acid transport.